This is a messenger RNA of Rhinopithecus roxellana (golden snub-nosed monkey), 2767 nucleotides long. RefSeq names its product tetratricopeptide repeat domain 12 (gene TTC12). Lineage: Eukaryota; Metazoa; Chordata; Mammalia; Primates; Cercopithecidae. The record is from RefSeq and is a predicted model, not a curated record. Gene Ontology annotation, molecular function: protein binding. The transcript is spliced from 22 exons. Bases 558 to 2675 code for a protein of 705 amino acids.
CCCCCCUGGGAGCUGGUCCUGGACUGGCCUUCAGAGCCGAGCAGAGGACGCUGCUUUGGGCCCCAGAGCAUGGGAAGGUCUCGGCUGCGGUCUGGGACCUGCUUGGAGGGCCCCGGGCCUACGGACGCUGGGGAGCGGUUGCCGGGCAACAGUGCGGGCGGCCUGGCCUCUUUGCGCCCGGCGGGCAGCGCGCGUCUGGGGCGGGCUCGGCGCGGGGCUCGGGCAAAGGUCCCCGCUGCAGCAGCCCUAUCGAGUGAAACACCGAGGGCGGCGUCGCUUCGCCGUCACCUGGCUCUGGCCUUCUCACCCUAGCGUGGCGGUGGCACUGGCCAGGCUGUGAGGACCCUGAGAUCCAUGCCCAGGGAGACAGGGGUUGUCUCCUGUCCCUGCACCCGCGUGCCUGCUUUCUAACCCUCAUACCGUUGGGCAGGUUAAUUCACUGGACUGGGCCUCUGUUCCGUGGGAGUUGAAAAGAUUUGACCUGGAAGAAACCCUACCGAUCAUUGAGUUUAUAAGCCGCAACCCCACCCCGUUUUAUAUAGGGAUUCUGGUUCACAAUGGAUGCUGAUCAAGAGAAAGAUCUGCAGAAAUUUCUUAAAAAUGUGGAUGAAAUCACCAAUUUAAUUCAGGAGAUGAAUUCUGAUGACCCAGUUGUGCAACAGAACGCUGUCCUGGAGACAGAAAAGAGACUACUGCUUAUGGAGGAAGACCAGGAGGAGGAUGAAUGCAGGACCACCUUGAAUAAGACUGUGAUCAGUCCUCCAGAAACUGCUGUGAAGAGUGCCGAAGAAGUAAACUCAGAGGCCUUCUUGGCAUCUGUGGAGAAGGAUGCAAAGGAACGAGCCAAGAGAAGAAGGGAAAACAAAGUCUUAGCAGAUGCCCUAAAAGAAAAAGGGAAUGAAGCAUUUGCUGAAGGCAAUUAUGAAACAGCUAUCCUGCACUAUAGUGAGGGUUUGGAGAAACUGAAGGACGUGAAAGUGCUGUACACCAACCGAGCCCAGGCUUAUAUGAAACUUAAGAACUAUGAGAAGGCACUGGUGGAUUGUGAAUGGGCUCUCAAGUGUGAUGAAAAAUGCACAAAAGCAUAUUUUCACAUGGGAAAAGCCAACCUGGCCCUGAAGAACUACAGUGUGUCUAGAGAGUGUUAUAAGAAGAUCUUAGAAAUAAACCCCAAGCUGCAAACCCAGGUGAAAGAUUACCUGAAUCAAGUAGAUCUUCAGGAAAAAGCAGACCUUCAAGAAAAGGAAGCCCACGAACUGCUGGAUUCGGGAAAGAACACAGCUGUGAACACCAAGAACCUCCUGGAGACCCUUUCCAAGCCUGACCAGAUCCCCUUGUUCUAUGCAGGGGGGAUUGAGAUUCUGACUGAAAUGAUAAAGGAGUGCACAGAACAAACUUUAUUCAGAAUGCACAAUGGAUUUAGUAUCAUCAGUGACAACGAGGUCAUAAGAAGGUGUUUUUCCACAGCAGGAAAAGAUGCAGUUGAAGAGACGGUCUGUGUAUCUGUUCUCAAGCUCUGGCAAGCAGUGUGCUGCAGGAACGAGGAAAAUCAGCGUGUGCUAGUGAUGCACCCUGACAGGGCCAGGCUGUUGGCCACCCUCUUGUCCUCCAAGGUCCUGGCCAUCAGGCAGCAGAGCCUUGCCCUGCUGCUGCAGCUCACCCAGACUGAGAGCAGAUGGAGCCUGAUCAUCAGCCACCUUGACCUGAUCAGAUUAUUGGAAGCCCUGGUGUCAUUUCUUGAUUUCUCGGAUAAGGAGGCCAACACUGCUAUGGGACUGUUCACAGACUUGGCUCUGGAAGAAAGAUUCCAAGUCUGGUUCCAGGCCAACCUUCCAGGUGUUCUCCCUGCACUCACAGGCGUUCUGAAGACAGAUCCCAAGGUAAGCAGCUCCUCAGCUCUGUGCCAGUGCAUUGCCAUCAUGGGAAACCUCAGUGCUGAGCCUGCCACCCGAAGACACAUGGCGGCCUGUGAGGAAUUUGGGGAUGGCUGCUUGAGCCUCCUGGCCAGGUGUGAGGAGGAUGUGGACCUGUUCAGAGAGGUUAUCUACACACUCCUGGGACUCAUGAUGAACCUGUGUCUUCAGGCUCCCUUUGUCUCUGAGGUUUGGGCUGUGGAGGUGAGCAGAAGGUGCCUAUCUUUACUAAACAGCCAGGAUGGAGGAAUCCUGACAAGAGCUGCUGGUGUUCUGAGCCGGACCCUUUCUUCCUCUCUGAAAAUUGUUGAGGAGGCCUUGCAAGCAGGAGUGGUAAAGAAAAUGAUGAAAUUCCUGAAGACAGGAGGCGAGACUGCAUCACGUUAUGCUAUAAAGAUACUAGCUAUCUGCACGAAUAGUUAUCACGAAGCUCGGGAAGAAGUAAUAAGACUGGAUAAAAAGUUGAGCAUUAUGAUGAAGCUGCUCAGCUCGGAGGAUGAGGUUCUAGUGGGCAACGCUGCCCUCUGCCUUGGUAACUGCAUGGAGGUGCCCAACGUUGCGUCUUCCCUGCUAAAGACAGACCUCUUGCAGGUCUUGUUAAGGCUUGCAGGCAGUGACACACAGAAGACGGCCGUGCAGGUGAACGCAGGCAUUGCUCUGGGGAAGCUGUGCACAGCUGAGCCCAGGUUUGCUGCUCAACUGAGAAAGCUUCAUGGCCUAGAAAUUCUCAACUCUACAAUGAAAUACAUCAGUGACUCUUGAGAGAUACGGUGUCUGUGUGCAUUUGGGGAACACACAAAUGCACACUACGGGUUGUUCCUAUGCUAAUAAAGACCUUUGAUAUAUCCACUUCA